Messenger RNA from Cyprinodon tularosa, 1335 nucleotides. RefSeq names its product 2,3-bisphosphoglycerate mutase (gene bpgm). The coding region runs from base 127 to 903 and encodes 258 amino acids. The transcript is spliced from 3 exons. Lineage: Eukaryota; Metazoa; Chordata; Actinopteri; Cyprinodontiformes; Cyprinodontidae. Gene Ontology annotation, molecular function: intramolecular phosphotransferase activity. The record is from RefSeq and is a predicted model, not a curated record. Gene Ontology annotation, biological process: glycolytic process.
GUCAACUGUAACGCCAGUCAUUAACGUUCGGGGCGGGACGCUGCUGUGGCCUGGAGAGUCCUGUCAACACUGACGAGAGUAUCAGCUGCAUUUCUACCGGGUUUAAAACGAAACCAGGUUCUUCGGAUGUCCAAGUACAAACUGCUCUUGCUGAGGCAUGGAGAGGGGGCCUGGAACAAGGAGAACCGCUUCUGCAGCUGGGUGGACCAGAAGCUUAGUGAGGAUGGAGUGAAAGAAGCCCAGGAUUGUGGCAGGCUUCUGAAGGAGCAGGGCUACAAGUUUGACUUGGUGUUCACCUCCAUACUCAGCCGCUCCAUCCAGACAGCAUGGCUGGUGUUGGAGGCAAUGGGCCAGGAGUGGGUCCCAGUUGUAAAGUCCUGGAGGCUUAAUGAACGCCACUAUGGGGCCCUGAUCGGACUCAACAGGGCUGAAAUGGCUCUGCAGCAUGGAGAAGAAAAGGUCAAGCUGUGGAGAAGGAGCUAUGACAUCACUCCACCACUGAUUGAUGAAUCCCACCCUUACUAUUUGGAGAUCUACAAUGAUCGCAGAUACACCACAUGUGAUGUGCCGAAGGAGAAUCUCCCCCGAGCAGAGAGCCUGAAAGAAGUUCUGGACAGGCUGCUGCCAUAUUGGAACAGCACCGUGGUCCCAGAGAUACAGAAAGGCAAAACUGUGCUGAUUUCAGCUCAUGGAAACAGCUGCAGGGCCCUCCUCAAACACUUGGAAGGUAUUUCAGAUGAGGAGAUCGCCAAAGUGACUUUACCAACGGGGAUACCUGGGCUACUCGAGCUGGACGGGAACCUCAAACCGGUGAAACCUCGACAGCUGCUGGGAGACCAGGCUAAGAUUCAGGCAGCCAUUAAAAAGGUGGAGGACCAGGGCAAAGCCAAACAAGCAACUUGACUACAUGCACACUGUUCUCCCCACCUGUUUGCUGGAUUAUUACAUCCAGUGUAACCCAAAGUCUUAAGCAGAUUUGAUUUGUUUUGCAUAACGAGAGCCAAUAACAACAAUUGCAGUAGUUAGAUUUUUAAACAAUAGGUCGAAAUGUUUCAGAUACAAUACAACAUAUGGGAGUUUUGGCUUCAGCAGGAUAUAGUCUCUAAACACUGGAGAUCUGGCAGAUCAGGAAAAACAAGUACUCCGUGUUUUAGGAGGCUGUUGUACUGUGUUUUGUGUGUAAAUGUUGAGGAAAACACUGUUCUUUGUCUAAUAUGCGUUUAACCAUAUUAUUUAUUUACUCAUAACAGCAAUUUGCAGAAGCUAAUAAAGCUAAAAAACACAAACCAUAAAGCUGUUAUUAGUCAUUUUAAAAUGUUUUCCUGUUACAUUAGG